AUGACCUUCCUUACUCACGAUAUCAACUCCCCAAACGACAUGGUCAUGGACACGGACGAUUAUAUUGGCGUGGCCAGCGAGCCUGAGAAGGUUGCUAUCAUUGACCCCGACAGUUUUGAACAAAGCGAAGCCGACCAGUUGCAAGACCUGCCCUUGGCCACCGACCAUGACGCCAUGAAAGAGAUUUGUCUCCCCCCUCUUAUCGACGAACCAAAGAUUCUUGGAGACUACGAUUACACAUGGACUGUUGAGAACUGGCGCAGUUUGAAUAAGAAGGAACACGGCCCUGUCUUCCAAGCAGGUGGUUUCCCAUGGCGAAUUUUGCUCUUCCCGCAUGGCAACAAUAUUGAUCAAUGUUCUAUCUACCUUGAACAUGGCUUCGAAGCCGAUGAAGUCCCCGAAAACUGGAGCUGUUGCGUCCAAUUUGCGCUUGUCCUCUGGAACCCGAACGACCCCAGCCUAUAUAUCCACCACACUGCCCAUCAUCGAUUCACCAAAGAAGAAGGCGAUUGGGGGUUUACUCGCUUCGUCGAGCACCGUCGUAUGUUCAAUGUACCCUGGGAAGGGAGCAGUCGACCCCUCUGCGAGAACGACACCGCCAAUAUUACCGCUUACGUACGCCUCGUCGAGGAUGAGACGGGCGUACUGUGGCAUAACUUUGCCAACUAUGAUUCCAAAAAGGAGACAGGAUACGUUGGCUUGAAGAACCAAGGCGCAACAUGCUAUCUGAACUCUUUGAUGCAAUCGCUUUACUUUACAAACAAGUUCCGAAAGGCAAGGGCCAUCUAUGAAAUUCCUACCGAGGCCGAUCCAAGCAUGGACAAUAGUGCUUACACAUUGCAGCGACUGUUUUACCAACUCCAAACCUCGGACCAGGCAGUUGGAACCACUGAGCUCACAAAGUCUUUCGGUUGGGAUACACGACACAUCUUUGAGCAGCAGGAUGUCCAAGAGUUUUCGCGCAAGCUCAUGGAAAGAAUGGAGGACAAGAUGAAGGGAACACCUGCUCAGAAUGUCCUGCCAGAAAUGUUCAGUGGCAAGAUUAAGACAUACAUCUCAUGUAUCAACGUCGACUACGAAUCUAGCCGAAUUGAAGAUUUCUGGGACAUUCAACUGAACGUCAGCGGAAACAAGAAUCUUCUCGAAAGUUUUGAGGACUACGUUCAGGUCGAGAAAAUGGACGGAGAGAACCAGUACUUUGCUGGUGACCAGUACAAGCUUCAAGAUGCAAACAAGGGUGUUAUUUUUAACAGUUUCCCAGAUGUGCUGCAUCUCCAAUUGAAGCGCUUUGAGUACGACAUCCAACGCGAUACCAUGAUGAAGAUCAAUGAUCGAUACGAGUUCCCCGAAUUUUUCGAUGCCGCGCCAUAUCUGUCCGAGGAUGCUGAUAGGUCUGUUCCUUGGACUUAUCAGCUUCACAGCGUUUUGGUUCACAGUGGUGAUCUGAAUGCUGGACAUUAUUAUGCCUUCUUGAAGCCUGAGAAGGAUGGCUGGUUCUACAAGUACGACGACGACAAAGUCACCAAGGCAACGAUGCGCGAAGUUAUGGAAGAGAACUUUGGUGGAGAAUACCAGACAGCCAACGGCUACCCCCGUGCAACCGUGCAGAAGAAGGCCCCUAUCAUGCGCCAGAACAGCGCCUACAUGUUGGUUUAUAUCCGACAGUCGCGACUGGAUGACAUCCUUUGUCCAGUCACCAAGGACAAUAUUCCUUUACAUCUUAGACAAAAAUUCGACGAGGAGACAAUUCAACGGGAAGCUCGCAAGAAAGAGGCUCGGGAAGCGCAUCUCUAUAUGUGGGCAAAGGUGAUCACUGACUAUUCUUUCCAACAAUUUGGUGGGACAGAUUUGUGCCAGUUCGAUGCAAACCCCCAAUCCGAUCCGGCUGCGCCCAAAUUUUAUCGAGUCCGUCGUGCGAUGACCAUGGAAGAGUUUGUUGCGCAGGUUGCAGCUGAUAUGAAUGAGGACGCGCGAAGAGUGCGACUCUGGCUCAUGGUCAACCGACAGAACAAGACGAUUCGACCCGACCAACCAAUCAUGGAUCUAAAGCCUACAGUUGACGAGACUUAUUCCCGAUCUGCCGCACACCGUGAUACUAGUUUACGGGUGUGGGCUGAAGUCGCCGAGGAGGUCAAUGCUGACGGCGAGCCCAUCUGGCCGUCUUACCAGAGCCAACCCAAUGGUGUCAUCGUUAAGAACGACACUAUUCUCCUCCUUCUGAAGCAUUUCGACAUUGACGCCCAGACUCUACGUGGUGUUGGCCAUGUCUACAUUUCGAAAGAGAAGAAGGUUGAAGAACUGCUUCCUAUGAUCCUUAAGAAGAUGGGCUGGGGUGAGAAGUUGCCAGCUGAGGAAAAGCUAUUGCUUUGGGAGGAGAUCAAACCUACGAUGAUCGAGCCACUAAAGCCUAAACAGUCUUUGAAGAUUGCAGAGCUUCAAGACGGCGACAUCAUUUGCUUUCAGCGAACCAAGGCCAAUGUUGAGAAACGCGCCGGUGACAAGGCUUCACAAGAAUCAAGCAAUACAUCUGAACACUUUGAAGAUGCGCGCGAAUACUACGACUUCUUGGAGCACAGGAAGACGAUCAAGUUCCACCCUCAUCCUACCCGAUGUGACCCAGCUCAGUACCCCCCGUUUGAGCUGGUGCUUAAUUCUAAGAUAACAUACGAUGUUUUGUCGGAGCGUGUCGGGGCUUAUCUUGAUGUGCAGCCUACACAUAUUCGGUUCUGGACGAUAAACCUUUCGACACAUAAUCCUAAGGCGCCUGUGAGAAGGGGUGCGAACCCAACUCUGCGACAGAUCCUCAGCCCCAUGGGCUCAACUGCUCUCAACUCUACUCAAAUGAAUGACGCUUUCUACUUUGAGGUGCUUGAGAUGAGUCUUACGGAGCUCGACACCAAGAAGAGUAUUAAAGUUACUUUGUUGAGUGAGGGUAUAACUAAGGAGGAUACGUACGACUUGCUCGUCCCGAAGACUGGAACCAUGGACGACUUGGUUGAAGCUUUGAUAAAGAAGGCACAAAUUCCGGGCGAAGCUGAGAGCGGAAGGAUUCGCAUCUAUGAGACGAGCUCAAAUCGUUUCUAUCGUGAACCUUCUCGCGAUCAUCCUGUUAUUAACCUGAAUGAGUUCGCGCGAGUCUACGCAGAACGAGUUCCCCAGGAGGAGAUCAACGCCGACGACAAUCAAUUCGUCCAAGUUUUCCACUACCAAAACGACGUCAGUCGCGUUCACGGCGUGCCCUUCAAGUUCUUGGUUGUUGAGGGCGAGACUUUUGCAGACACCAAGAAGAGACUAGAAAAGCGAACUGGAAUCAAAGGCAAGAGCUUCGAAAAGAUCAAGAUCGCUGUUGUGCGACGAUCUAAUUACUCGAAGCCGCAAUAUCUUAAUGAUGAUGAUGUGCUGUCAACUUUGGUGCAGGGGGAGGACGACUACCUCGGCCUUGAUCACGUAGAUAGAACAAGGGCACUGAGGAACGGCGUUGGGGACCUAUUCCUUCGAUAA
Messenger RNA from Fusarium poae, 3501 nucleotides. RefSeq lists its product as uncharacterized. Gene Ontology annotation, cellular component: nucleus; cytosol. Gene Ontology annotation, molecular function: cysteine-type endopeptidase activity; cysteine-type deubiquitinase activity; protein binding. Bases 1 to 3501 code for a protein of 1166 amino acids. The transcript is spliced from 11 exons. The record is from RefSeq and is a predicted model, not a curated record. NCBI's taxonomy places the organism in Eukaryota, Fungi, Ascomycota, Sordariomycetes, Hypocreales, Nectriaceae. Gene Ontology annotation, biological process: protein deubiquitination; regulation of protein stability.